CUCACGCGCUCACAGUAGCAGUUGUAUCAUCAUCAUCGUCAUCAUCAUCAGCGGGCCUUCACAAAUCACACAUCAACUCAACAACCAUGUCCGCUCCGGGUGCAGAUGCCUCUGGAUCUUCAGGGAGUAACCGCAGGCUGCAGCAGACGCAGGCACAGGUCGAUGAGGUGGUGGAUAUAAUGAGAGUGAAUGUUGAUAAAGUCCUGGAACGAGACCAGAAGUUGUCAGAGCUGGAUGAUCGUGCCGAUGCCCUGCAGGCCGGAGCGUCUCAGUUUGAGACCAGCGCCGCCAAACUCAAGAGGAAAUACUGGUGGAAGAACGUCAAGAUGUGGGCCAUUUUGAUAGCCGUGGUUGUGAUCAUCAUUAUCGUCAUUGUCAUCUGGACGCAGUCAUAAAGUGGCACAAAGUCUGGUUGUGAUUGGAGGAAAAGAUCAGGAUCCGAAGGAGUAUUCACUUCAGAAAGACGAGAGCGAAUGAAUGAACAACCGAAUGCUCUUCCAAUAAGUUCUAACCUGCUGAUUUUCAAAUGCAUAUUUUGUAAACCAUCUUCAAUGGGUUUUUCUUUUUUUUUUUUAGGUUUUGUUUUUAAUGCCUAGAGUUGAAUAUGUUACGAAAUCAAUUCCAAAUAUAUCAAACACACUCCUUUUGUGCUCAGCAAGUGAGACGUGUUACAGAAUUAUUCAGAAACACACAAAUAACAGUUUGCUAUCUUAUUAUAUUGACCAAAACCCAUCUAAACUCAUAUUUUGAAUGUCAUCUGACUCCCUUGUGGACUGUAUUUUAUUGGACUGCUGAAAUCAGACACUCUUUCUGUGCCAACAUGAUAUGAGAGCCUUUCCUGAACAACCACAGACGUGCCAUCAGAUAUACCAACAGACAAACUCCACUGCCAACCUCUAACGAAACACAUGCACAGAAAUAUUAUAUAUAAGAUUGAGAUAUUAUUGAAUUUUGAAGUGAUCACUCACUAGUAAUUUAACUGCCUUACAUCUAUUGCUUUGUGUAGAACUAGUUUGCUUAGAAAUUGCUUCGCUUAACAAGAUCUCAGUAGUAUUGAAUUUUUGGGGGGGUUUCUUCACCUCUUGCUCACGGUGCCAAAACAUUAUUUUAUAGCUUAUUUUGUACGUGUCUCCUUGGAUGUCUCACAUGUGUAUAAAUUGUAAACAAGUGCAAUUCUAUACUGUGGCCUUACAAACCGAAUUGCCCCAAGUUGGCUUAAUAAAACCAGGAUUUAACAUCCUUUUGUACUCACCUAAA
Danio aesculapii is the source of this 1257-nucleotide messenger RNA. RefSeq names its product vesicle-associated membrane protein 3 (cellubrevin) (gene vamp3). The transcript has 5 exons. Gene Ontology annotation, molecular function: SNAP receptor activity; syntaxin-1 binding. Bases 87 to 395 code for a protein of 102 amino acids. Gene Ontology annotation, biological process: vesicle fusion; SNARE complex assembly; vesicle-mediated transport. The record is from RefSeq and is a predicted model, not a curated record. Gene Ontology annotation, cellular component: plasma membrane; SNARE complex. NCBI's taxonomy places the organism in Eukaryota, Metazoa, Chordata, Actinopteri, Cypriniformes, Danionidae.